Messenger RNA from Rhipicephalus microplus (southern cattle tick), 1531 nucleotides. RefSeq lists its product as uncharacterized. Lineage: Eukaryota; Metazoa; Arthropoda; Arachnida; Ixodida; Ixodidae. The record is from RefSeq and is a predicted model, not a curated record.
ACGCAAAAGCUGUGAAAACACUGCCCUGUGUAAGCCUUUUAAAGUGAAUAUAGCCACCGAUAAUUGCAUAUGUUCCGUAAAUGUUAAGAUUAAAUAUGUUGGUUGCUGGACACGCCCGGUGGCGCUAGGUCGGCAUGGAGUGUAGUUUGUAGCAGACGAGACGAACGUCGCCUGCUGGAUAAUCGAUACUGGACGACCGCGCAUUCGUUCAUCAUGGCUGUCCUACUCCACUUCCAAGUGGUUAACGUUAUUGUUGUUCGUUGCAUUGUACUAGCGCUUUCCGUUGGCCGCGCUUCGUCAGCGGAACAAAUCACAGUGUGCGAACCAUCACGCGUGACGGCGUGCGUGGAGGAUCUACGCAAGAUGUCCACUGACCCCAUGAAGGACCUUCAAGUGGCGGAGGACGCUGCUGGACUGGAGCAAAAGUGCAAGGAGAUGGAGGAGGCCCAGAAGUGUUUGGAGCGAGAGACGUCGUUCUGUGCGGACGAAAUACGUCGCAUCUACAUGAACUACCUGCGACCGGUGACUGCCGCCUUCCAGGACCUUUGCAGCAACAGCAACACCAGGGACGAGUACCUGAAGCACGCCCCCUGCUUCAGCCGCAUGGCUCGGCCCGACGGGCCGUGCCGCAGCAAGUACCAGAGGCUGAGCAAGCUCGUCACAUCCGACAUGGACCUGACCAACCAGGUCAACAACACCCUGCCCCGGUUCUGCUGCUACUUCUACGCCUUCUACAACUGCUACCGGGCCCAGACGGAGAAGCAUUGCGGCCCGGAGGCACACCGGCUGUUGGAACGCUACACGGGCUACCUGAGCAGCAGCCUGUUCACGGGAUCGUGCGAGAAGCACCUGAACCACACCGAGUGCGAUCCCGUCGCCUCCUCCACCACUACCGGCCAGGCAGCGGCCGUGGGGCCCUUGUACGGACUGCUGCCACUCCUGCUGCUGCUGCACCGGCUGACCUAGACGACUGGCCAGAGUGUUGUGGCAAGGAGGAUGUCCUUCUCAUCGGCGUUUUUGGUGAAGCACCCGAACCAUUCCCGUCCAACGCCUCGGUUAUCUUGGAGCAAUUGUUUCUAAUUCUGAAAGGAAAAUACGUUCUAUGCGAUGAUGACGUCUCGCAGAAAAUGGCGUCAGCAGUUUGCCUAAGAAUAGAAAUGAUUCAACAAAACGGCACAUAACAUGAUCGCGUGAGAUUGUAGCAUUAGCCGUUAGCUCGAUUGGUCUCGAUCGUCACAUGCAUGCGCAAGGCAACGGUGAAAAGCGAGUGUAAUCGGGCUGCGUUGCCUCGCUGCUGCAUAAAAAAAUCUCAUUGAAAUGCAAGCCUCGUAAGGAUAAGAGCUCAGAAAGACAGUUUUUCUAUUGUGGUAUGGCGUCAGCGUAGACGCUCAUUUCUGCAGCCCUCAAUGUCCAUAUUCGAGGGAAGUGGGCGUAAGCUAAUGAAAAAAUAAAAAAGCCGCCUUCCGAUAUGCACUGCAUGGCUCCGUGAUUGCCAAGUGCCUUCUUCCCACGCGUACCUUCAUAGAAAAAA